This is a messenger RNA of Didymodactylos carnosus, 207 nucleotides long. NCBI's taxonomy places the organism in Eukaryota, Metazoa, Rotifera, Eurotatoria, Philodinida, Philodinidae. The record is from the annotation of a GenBank genome assembly.
AUGCAAUUUACGCGAAAACCCGAUGAUGUGGCGUAUGAUGUAUUAACUACACGUUUGGUUGAUGAUAAAGAAAACAAGCUGGUUGAUGAAAAGGGCCAAAAAAUUGAAACAUUGCCAUCAUAUAUUGAUGCAGCAAAUUGGACGAAACGGAGUCAAUUGUUUCGUGAAAUCGUCAAUGCUGUUGUAUUACCAGCUUGGAUGGUCUAA